AUGCUCCUGUUAUCAAUUCUGCUGCUCAUGUCCCAAGUCAAAGGCGUAUAUUUUGGUAUGUGGUCUCUUCUCCCAGUGGCCAGAGCAGCUCUCCUAGAAUGUGGUAAAAGACCAAUUUUUGAGGAAGGAGCUCAGUAUUCCAAAAUCAUAGCAGGGAUGGAGGCUGAGGUGGGUGAGUUCCCAUGGCAGGUGAGUAUUCAGGCAAGAAACGAACAUUUCUGUGGCGGCUCAAUCAUCAACAAGUGGUGGAUUGUCACUGCUGCUCACUGUUUAAUUUUUGAAGAGCUACUUCCAACAGACUUGAGCGUUGUGUUGGGAAGCAAUGACUUAAGCAGCUCAUCCCUGGAAAUAAAGGGGGUUACCAGCAUAGUUCUUCACAAGGAAUUUCGAAGGCUCAACAUGGACAAUGAUAUCGCCUUGCUGCUCUUGGACUCACCCAUCAGGUUCAACGGACUGACAGAGCCCAUCUGCAUACCCGGAAAGCCCAGCCCUUCUGUGUGGCACAAAUGCUGGGUGGCAGGAUGGGGUCAGACCAACAGUGAUGACAAAAGCUCUAUGAAAACUGAUCUGAUGAAAGUGCCAAUGAUCAUCAUGGAUUGGGAGAAAUGUUCAGAAGCAUUUCCAAAACUUACCAAGAAUAUGCUGUGUGCUGGCUAUGAGAAUGAGAGUUUUGAUGCUUGCCAGGGUGACAGUGGGGGCCCUCUGGUCUGCACCACAGAGUCGGACAAGACCUGGUACCAGGUGGGCAUUAUCAGCUGGGGCAAGAGCUGUGGACAGAAAAACACACCAGGAAUAUACACCUUGUUAGAAAAUUACAGCCUCUGGAUUAAGAAGGUGACUGAGAUAGAGGGAAGGCCCUUUGAUGCUGAGGAAAUGAAAGCUCCUCCCAAUAGAAAACAAAUGAGGUCCCACGCAGCAGAAUUUCCAGAGCCAGGAAGCCCCAGAUUCUGGAUCCUGAUUUCACUUCUGUCCUACGUGGUAUGCUGGGACAUUUUCUACUGAUAAUAAAGCAGAUGCUAUUCCUUAACCA
Molecule: messenger RNA, 1030 nt
Organism: Enhydra lutris kenyoni (northern sea otter)
Lineage: Eukaryota; Metazoa; Chordata; Mammalia; Carnivora; Mustelidae
Gene: PRSS55
Product: protease, serine 55
Exons: 5
Coding region: 1-1002 (333 amino acids)
Biological process (GO): proteolysis
Molecular function (GO): serine-type endopeptidase activity
Source: RefSeq, a predicted model, not a curated record